Molecule: messenger RNA, 1964 nt
Organism: Dipodomys ordii (Ord's kangaroo rat)
Lineage: Eukaryota; Metazoa; Chordata; Mammalia; Rodentia; Heteromyidae
Gene: Egr3
Product: early growth response 3
Exons: 2
Coding region: 149-1312 (387 amino acids)
Biological process (GO): regulation of transcription by RNA polymerase II
Molecular function (GO): DNA-binding transcription factor activity, RNA polymerase II-specific; RNA polymerase II cis-regulatory region sequence-specific DNA binding
Source: RefSeq, a predicted model, not a curated record
CCCUCUUCCCUCCCCCCUCCCCCCCGAACUUUCCCUCUCGCAUGCUUUUCCCCUGCACCACGGAUCGCCUCUCGGAUGCCGCUCGCCUGGAAGCUGCGUUAGGAGCGAGCGGCGGCAGCGGCGGCGGCGGCGGCAGCUCGGGAGUGCUAUGACCGGCAAACUCGCCGAGAAGCUGCCGGUGACCAUGAGCAGUUUGCUAAACCAACUGCCUGACAAUCUGUACCCCGAGGAGAUCCCCAGCGCGCUCAACCUCUUCUCCGGCAGCAGCGACUCGGUAGCCCAUUACAAUCAGAUGGCUACAGAGAAUGUGAUGGACAUCGGUCUGACCAACGAGAAGCCCAACCCGGAACUCUCUUACUCGGGCUCUUUCCAGCCAGCCCCUGGCAACAAGACCGUGACCUACUUGGGAAAGUUCGCUUUCGACUCCCCUUCCAACUGGUGCCAGGACAACAUCAUUAGCCUCAUGAGCGCCGGCAUCUUGGGGGUGCCCCCGGCCUCAGGGGCGCUCAGCACGCAGACGUCCACAGCCAGCAUGGUGCAGCCGCCGCAGGGCGACGUGGAGGCCAUGUAUCCAGCGCUGCCCCCCUACUCCAACUGCGGCGACCUUUAUUCGGAGCCUGUGUCUUUCCACGACCCCCAGGGCAACCCUGGGCUCGCCUAUUCCCCCCAGGAUUACCAAUCGGCCAAGCCAGCCUUGGACAGCAAUCUCUUCCCCAUGAUUCCUGACUACAACCUGUACCACCACCCCAACGACAUGAGCUCCAUUCCGGAGCACAAGCCUUUCCAAGGCAUGGACCCCAUCCGGGUCAAUCCACCCCCAAUUACCCCCCUGGAAACCAUCAAGGCGUUCAAAGACAAGCAGAUCCACCCCGGCUUCGGCAGCCUGCCCCAGCCGCCACUCACGCUCAAGCCUAUUAGGCCCCGCAAGUACCCCAACCGGCCUAGCAAGACCCCGCUCCACGAGAGGCCCCACGCGUGCCCGGCGGAGGGCUGCGACCGCCGCUUCAGCCGCUCGGACGAGCUGACUCGGCACCUGCGCAUCCACACGGGCCACAAGCCCUUCCAGUGCCGGAUCUGCAUGCGGAGCUUCAGCCGGAGCGAUCACCUCACCACGCACAUCCGUACGCACACGGGGGAGAAGCCCUUUGCCUGCGAGUUCUGCGGGCGCAAGUUUGCGCGCAGCGACGAGCGCAAACGCCACGCCAAGAUCCACCUCAAGCAGAAGGAGAAGAAGGCGGAGAAGGGGGGUGCGCCCUCUGCAUCCUCGGCGCCCACCGUGGCCUUGGCCCCCGUGGUCACCACCUGCGCCUGAGGCUCGGGCCCCCAGAUCCCCUCUUUUCCCUUCCAGUGCCUCCUAGCUGCACGGCUGAAAGCAGCGGGAAAGCCAGCCACGGAAGCGCAGGGGCCGCGCCCUGGCCUCUCCCUGGACGUGCGGCCCCUAGCUUCCCUUCGAUGCCCCCUAUUCCCACCCUUUCACGUCGGCCAACGGUCGGGGGCUAGGGCUGGAGGCGCCUUCCUCUCUCCUCCGCGCCCCCCCCCACCUUAGCCAAGGCUUGGGGGCGGAAAGGUGGCGUCUAGCCCGCUUUGUUCAGUUAGGAUCGCCUUGAUCCUGGGGCCGCUGGGCCGCGCCGAGGACCUGCGGGGGGGCUGAAGGCGGGGCCCACCUAACCCUCGCUCAACCCAAGCACCUCAGUGUUUCCCCGUACCUCCCAGGGUUUCCCCCUCAAAGACCGGAGAGGGGGAGGGGUAAGGAGCGCACCAAAGCGCAGAGCUUGCUGCCGGCCCCGCACGCGCGCCCCGCGCGCGCCUGAGUGCGGGGGAUGCGCGCAAGUGGUGUGCGUGCUCGCGCGCGCGUGUGUGUGUUGUGUAUCUGUGUGUGUGUGUGUGCGCGCGCGCGCGCGCGUGUGAGACUCUUGAGCUGAACUGGGCUGUGUCUGCCCCAAACUCCCCACUUCGGGUCUCCA